Molecule: messenger RNA, 1933 nt
Organism: Chaetomium strumarium
Lineage: Eukaryota; Fungi; Ascomycota; Sordariomycetes; Sordariales; Chaetomiaceae
Product: major facilitator superfamily domain-containing protein
Exons: 5
Coding region: 297-1814 (505 amino acids)
Biological process (GO): transmembrane transport
Cellular component (GO): plasma membrane
Molecular function (GO): transmembrane transporter activity
Source: RefSeq, a predicted model, not a curated record
AAAGCACCCCGAUCCCGGGCCGGCGGACAUCAGUCAAUGCGGAGAACCGACGUCGAUCAGCUGGAUGCGACGGUCGCGCAAUGCAGUCACCCCCGGUGUUACCGUCGCGCGGAUAACUUUAACUCCACGCGAUGUCGCCCUCAUCACGGCCAACAUGCCUCUACUUUUUUUUUCCUCUUUUUUCUUCCCUUUCUUUUCUCCUUGGUUCACGCAUCCGCUUCUCACCCCUUCGAUAAGCGCCAGGAGGGAAUCGCCACGUCUCGGUGGAUCUAGAAGCGACAAGCACAGCAGCCAUCAUGUCUGAACUCAAACACCCAUCAGACGAGGAGGACGCCAAGAGGCACGGUGGCAUCGACAAUCCUAAUCCUACGCACCAUGCCUUCUCCCCGCCGUACGACUCGGUGUCCCUGACGUCGGGCGAGGUGGUGUGCCCGGCGCACACGACGGAGCGCAAGAUCACGACCAAGAUCGACAUGCACCUGAUCCCGUUCGUGUCGAUCCUGUACCUGAUGGCCUUCCUGGACCGGGUCAACAUCGGCAACGCGCGCGCCUUCGGGCUCGAGGCGGACCUUGGGCUGGGCGGCGUCGAGUACAACACGGCGCUGACCAUCUUCUUCGUGCCCUACAUCAUCUUCGAGAUCCCGUCCAACAUCCUGCUCAAGCACUUCUCGCCGCGCGUCUGGCUGUCCAUCUGCUGCAUUGGCUUCGGCUUCGUCACGGCCAUGCAGGGGCUCGUGCAGAACUACAGCGGCCUGCUCGCCACGCGCUUCUUCCUGGGCCUGUUCGAGGCGGCCAUGUUCCCCGGCUGCUUCUACCUGCUCAGCACGUGGUACCGCCGCCACGAGGCGCAGAAGCGCUUCUCCUUCUUCUUCUCGUCGACGUCGCUCGCCGGCGCGUUCGGCGGCCUGCUGGCGUCGGGCAUCGGCAAGAUGGACCAUGUGCGCGGCUACCGGGGCUGGCGCUGGAUUUUCAUUCUCGAGGGCUGCUUCACCCUCGUGGUUGGCGUCAUCUUUCUGUUUACCUUCCCCACGUUUCCGGAGCAGACGACCUGGCUCCGCGAGGACGAGCGCGAAUUCGUCAAGGCCAGACUAAAAGCGUCGCAAGGCCACAGCGGAGCGGAGCGCAAGAUCACGGCGCGCGACGUGCUGACGGUUAUGUCCGACUAUAAGAUCUGGCUCGGCGGCUUCAUGUACUUUGGCCUGAUCGUGCCGGCGUAUUCGUACGCCUACUUUUCGCCGACCAUCAUCCAGAGCUACAAGUACGACGCCAUCACGACGCAGCUCCGGUCCGUGCCGCCUUGGGCCGUCGCCUUCGGCUUCGCCAUGGUCGUCGCCGUCGCGUCCGACUGGCUCAAGCACCGCUUCUUGUUCGUCAUGGGCGCCAUCUGCAUAGCCAUCGCGGGCUUCGCCGUCCUGCUCAAUGUGCACGACAACCUGCCGGUGCAGUACGCGGCGCUGUUCCUGGUCUGCAUGGGCACAUACUCGGCCAUGCCGGUCAUCGUGUGCUGGUUCAAUAUGAAUCUGGGUGGUCAUACCAGACGGGCCAUUGGGAGUGCGUGGCAGAUUGGCUUCGGCAACAUUGGCGGCAUCAUCGCGACGUAUUCUUUCGUCCAGAGCGAUGCGCCCUUCUACAGGAAGGGCUACGCCAUCUGCGUUUCAUUCAUCUGCCUGAGCGCCGUCUCUUCCAUCGCGUAUGCGCUCUCUGUGGUCUGGGAGAACGGGAAACGGAGCAAGCAGCCGCAUAAUCUGAAUCUGACCGAGUCAGAGAAGAUAGAGCUCGGGGAUUUGAACCCCGAGUUCCGGUACAUGCUCUGAGACGGAAGCAGGCCAAGAGCUCGACAUAUGAUGUAAUGAUGCGUCGAUGAUACGAAUGAUCUAGGGCUAGCCCGUAGAACGGUGCCUGCGAUGGAUUAAAACCAAUACAUAAUAUCACA